Molecule: messenger RNA, 1212 nt
Organism: Drosophila novamexicana
Lineage: Eukaryota; Metazoa; Arthropoda; Insecta; Diptera; Drosophilidae
Product: heparan sulfate 2-O-sulfotransferase pipe-like
Exons: 3
Coding region: 19-1197 (392 amino acids)
Cellular component (GO): membrane
Molecular function (GO): sulfotransferase activity
Source: RefSeq, a predicted model, not a curated record
UUAAUAGAAGCCUACUUCAUGCAGCUACGUGGUCACAAUGUGCACGUGCCCCGAAAGGGCGAGGAGCUGCAACGGCAUGAAUUAGGAAAUUAUCAAACAGCUCACCCAUCACAUAAUCAUGUGCACAAGGCACUGCACGAUAAACAGCUGGCAAGGCCAAAGAAUAUGCAUUCCGAAGAUGACGAAGAUGACGACGAGGCUGAGGAUGAUGAAGACGAUGAAGAUGAUGAGCAUGGCUACAAUAUGGCCGCGGAUUUGCUCAAUAAUACCAAAAAUGCCGAGGUGGACUUCGUCUUUUUCAAUCGCGUGCCCAAAGUAGGCAGCCAAUCGCUCAUGGAGCUAAUGCGGCGCUUGGGCAAGAUCAAUGGCUUUGUGCACUCACGCAAUCCGGGCAGCGCCAAGGAGACAAUUAUGUUGCCCAAGGAGGGCCAGAAGGAUCUGAUUGGGGAUCUGCUAACGCGGCCCAAGCCGCACAUCUAUAGCCAGCACAUAGCCUAUAUCAAUUUCACCAGAUACCAUCUGCCUCGACCCAUCUACAUAAAUCUUGUACGGGAUCCCAUUGAGCGCAUUAUCAGCUGGCAUUACUAUGUUCGCGCACGCUGGUAUUAUAACGAUAUGAAGGCCAAGCUGGGCGAUAAGGCCAUAGCAAUGCCAUCGGAUGAGUUCCUCGAUCUCGAUCUGGACACAUGUGUGCGUAACCAUGAUCCGCACUGCACAUUUGAGCAAAUGCAGAUCAAAAAUCCCGUGGGUGACCAUCGCAGGCAAACUCUGUUCUUUUGCGGCAUGAACAAGAAGCUGUGCAUGCCCUUCAACUCGGAGAUGGCCAUGCAGAAGGCCAAGCGCACUGUGGAGUCGGAAUAUGCUGUCGUGGGCACCUGGGAGGACACAAACAUCACGUUAACCGUGCUGGAGCAUUAUAUACCACGUUAUUUUCGCAAUGCCAAGGUGGCCUAUUAUCUGGGUGAGGAGCGACUCUCGCGUGUCAAUCGGAACAAUGUCACACGCAUCGUGAGCGAUGAGACGCGUCAGUUGCUACGCAAGAAUCUGACAAAUGAGAUUGAGUUCUACGAGUUCUGUAAACAGCGUCUAUAUUUGCAAUAUGCGGCACUCGGAAAUGGCAAGCGCUUUGGCGAGGAUGACUAUCUGCUGAUGCCGGAACUGCGCGGUGAAGAUUCGAAAGAUGAUUAUGAGUAUUAAUCGGAAGUGUAUAUA